This is a messenger RNA of Mucor velutinosus, 873 nucleotides long. RefSeq names its product Oligosaccharide translocation protein rft1 (gene RFT1). NCBI's taxonomy places the organism in Eukaryota, Fungi, Mucoromycota, Mucoromycetes, Mucorales, Mucoraceae. The transcript is spliced from 2 exons. The record is from RefSeq and is a predicted model, not a curated record. Bases 1 to 873 code for a protein of 290 amino acids.
AUGAACAAUAACAACAACAACAACAACAACAACAACAACAACAACAACAACAACAACGCUGCCAGUAUUGACUUCACCGCAAGACUCUUGCAAGAAAUGAUGGCAAUGAGAUCCGAAAUCAGCCAACAAGGCGUACAACUGAACGUCUUGAAUGAUGGAUUUCGACAGCAAUUCAUGUCGCCAUUGGAAGACGCAGGCAGCGAUUUGGCAACAAGAAGCAUCCUGGAUCCCACUUACAGAAGCCAGGUACUAUCAAACAGCAACAGAAGAGGUCCUCGGGUAAUUGAAGCAAACCCUACCGGCAGGGCCAGAGCUUCUCCUGUGGAGAGAUACAACGCAAUGCUCCAGCAUCUACACAAACUAUGCAAUGGGGCAUCUGUACCCGAUUUGACACCAGGGCAGCUCAAAUCGCGCAGGGAGAAGCUCCACCGCACAGCAAAGAGGGUCUUGGAGGCUAUACUGGUGAUGCAUCCGAAUAUCUCGCAUUGGAAUGCCCUGGACCAUGUGCAGGAUGAACAGGUAUAUUACAGCCUGGCACUGGAGGAGCAGGCCCUGCAACGGGACAAUCUCAUGAUUUGUCUCUGCAAGAAGCAGUGGUGUGCCAGGUUGUUGCUCUCCCAGGCCUUCAAAGCAAAUAGAGCAAGCAGAAACCGAGCUGCUGCUGCUGAUGCUGCUGCUGAUGCUGCUGCCAAUGUUGCCAAUGCUGCCAAUGCUGCUGCCAAUGUGUCUUUGCAAGAAAACGAGGCAAGAAGCCAUCUUCUGGAGACUGAAUCAGCAAUUGUUGGAGACAGUGAUAUUGCCCAGCUUGCUCAAACUGCCGGUGUUGGUAAUGCUGAGGAUGAUGACAACCUUAGUACUACUAGCAAUAUGUAA